ACCGUGUUCGAGUCUUUAAAGAGUUUCUACGACUCUGAUCUGAGAUGUACUACUAUCGAUAUGACAGUGCUGAGGUCAGCUGCUGUUACAAAUACCUGAUGUUCAGUUACAACAUCAUCUUCUGGCUGGCUGGAGCUGCCUUCAUUGCAGUCGGUUUCUGGGCGUGGAGUGAAAAGGGAGUCCUGUUGGAUCUGACCCAGGUGACACGGCUGCAUGGUUUCGACCCGGUGUGGUUGGUCCUGGUGGUGGGCGGAGUCACCUUCAUUCUGGGCUUUGCCGGCUGUGUGGGCGCUCUGAGAGAAAACAUCUGUCUGCUAAAGUUUUUUUCUGGCAUCAUCGGUUUCAUCUUCAUUCUGGAGCUGACAGCGGCGGUACUGGCGGUCGUUUUUCAGAGUCAGGUCAGAGAGUGGAUCAAUGACUUCUUCCUGGCAAACAUCAAGGCUUACAGAGACGACAUCGACCUGCAGAACCUCAUCGAUUCUGUCCAGAGAAUGAACCACUGCUGUGGAGCUCAGGAACCGGACGACUGGAAUCUGAAUGAUUACUUCAGCUGUAACGGGACUCAUCGCAGCAGAGAGAAGUGUGGAGUCCCUUUCUCAUGCUGCAUCAGUGAUCCUGCUGACUCGGUGGUGAACACUCAGUGUGGCUACGACGUGAGAAACCGACCAAACAGGGACUGGAGCAAUUCCAUCUACACCAAAGGCUGCAUCGCUGCGUUGGAGGACUGGUUACCUGGAAACUUGUACACUGUGGCCAUCGUCUUUAUCGUCAUCUCCCUCCUGCAGAUGGUGGGGAUAUACCUGGCCAGGACUCUGAUCUCGGACAUCGAGAAAGUCAAAUUUAGCUACUGAGGCUCCACCCCCUGGUGGGUGUGGUCUGUCCCGCAGAGGGCGGAGCCUCCACCAGGUGUUUCUGGACAGUUUCUUCAGUCAGAUGUGCCUUCUCCACCUUCUUCUGUAUCUGCCUUCACUUCCUGUCGUCAGGCCCCUCCUCUGACAUUGUUGCUAUGGUUACUGUUGAAUGUGCCACGCCCUCCGACACGUCCUCUUCUUCUUCUGUUUUUAAUGAGCGCUUCCUGCUCCGCACCUCCAGGUGUGUCCUUGCUGCAGCUUCCUGUGAAUGUUUAAUGAACCUGUGUGACCUUCGACCCGAUUGGCUGUUUACCGUUCAGUGCCUCCUCCAUCGUCAUCAUCAUCAUCAUCAUCAUCAGUGAACUCAGGUGUCUGAUCAUGUGACCAAACCUACUUUGUUACCUUUAAUCAGUGAAGUUUUAAAAGAGUUUCUAUUGGUCAUCAAACAGGAAGUGACAGAAUGUGAAUCCAGCUGAGCCAAUGAGAGGAGGAUGAGUUAGUGAUGUCAUCCAGGUGGUCACGCUUUAAUGACGUCACACAUUUUAGGGGCGGGGCCAUCAUGUGCCACACUCUGAUUGGCUGGUCUUGUGAUCACACGUUGAACUUUAUCGACACUGGAUUCAACUUUUUUUUAACGUUUUAUAAAUAAAGAGUUCAGCUGAAUGAGCCAAUCAGAACAAAGUCUGAUUAUUGACUUUUAUUGUGAAAGGAUUCUGUUUUUCUUUUUUUAUGAAGUUUGUCUUUUUAUAUUCAACAAAAUAAAAGCUUCCUCUGAUUUCA
This is a messenger RNA of Larimichthys crocea (large yellow croaker), 1631 nucleotides long. It is a transcript of the gene tspan14, whose product is annotated as tetraspanin 14. The coding region runs from base 45 to 851 and encodes 268 amino acids. NCBI's taxonomy places the organism in Eukaryota, Metazoa, Chordata, Actinopteri, Sciaenidae. The record is from RefSeq and is a predicted model, not a curated record. Gene Ontology annotation, cellular component: plasma membrane. The transcript is spliced from 9 exons.